Molecule: messenger RNA, 1549 nt
Organism: Phanerochaete carnosa HHB-10118-sp
Lineage: Eukaryota; Fungi; Basidiomycota; Agaricomycetes; Polyporales; Phanerochaetaceae
Exons: 1
Biological process (GO): cellular response to amino acid starvation; negative regulation of TORC1 signaling; positive regulation of autophagy
Cellular component (GO): GATOR1 complex
Source: RefSeq, a predicted model, not a curated record
UUGCCUUGACCAUUACUGUAAUAUGGUCAGGGUGGCUCGACGUAUCAUCGGUAUAUCAUCUAUGACAGAUCCCGAUCUAGGCGUGUGCAGAAGGGUAAGUAGAUCCUUUUCUCGCGGAGCUAAGAGCGCGCCAAACCUUUCGGGAAAAAACGAGAUUCGAGCGCCGUCAUUCAGCGCACGGACGCCAGAGUCGUUUGCUCGUUGCCCUCCUCGACGUCACCCAUUGGGGUCGAUACGUUCUCUAAUCCUAUGUGUACAUCUGAUUAUUAAGGUGCACGUCCUCCUGGCUGUACAUCUUUCGUGAUCGGUGAGUCGAAAGCAUCUUAGCAAGAGGGGAGGGUAUCUGAAACCUGGAAUGUUAGCUUGCCGGAUAAUGAGCGAGACACUGCUGGCCGUCCUGCUCGUCACGUCCUCAGCAAAGGGUUCUAGUCUCGUCUAUCGAUGGCCGCCGCAUCCUGCCACCCGCCCUAGGCUCGCACGCCCGCUUCCCACACACGACGCGACCUGCGUACACGCCGACAACCCUUGGCGCGCCGCACACGCCUCCCAGCCAUCCAAUCCAUGCGACGAAUACGUUCCCGAGGAAGACGACUACCGUUGGCACCGACUCAACGCCGACCGUCCACGGUCCCUCUCCUUCUCUCAUGGCCGCUCUCGUCCCGCCUCACGCAGGCCAUCUCCAUCCAAAGACGUCAAGGACUCGCUUGUCAUGGAGGGCCAGCACGAGCUGGACAUUCACGAACACGACGAGCUGCUGGGAUACUCUGCCGAGUUCCUUGCCAGCCUGCUAUGUCCGCACUCAGCCAUGUGCCACCAGAAGUUCGAGCUCGUGGUCGACGAGCUGGCAUUCAUCGGCCAUCCGGUGUGCGCCGAGGAGGACGGCGGCUGGCGGUUCCGUCCCGAGAAGCACAAGAGCGCGUCGCGCGGUCGUGGGUCGCGCAAAAGUCAUACGCCGUCACCACACACUGAAGAAGGCGGUGUGACGCCGGACACUAGCGCCAAGGACCUUCCUUCGUCCGGGACGUGGCUGCAGACGUUCCACCUGGUGAUGGUGCUAGACUUACCAGAUCCGUCGUCAUCUGCGUCUGGGAACAUUGCGAAGUACGUGGACACGAUCUACGAGCAGAUGAUAUUUGCGACGACGGCGGUGAUGUACCAGGAGCAGGUGGUACACAACUUUGUAGAGAUGGAGUGUGACAAGCUGGGUGCUCUUAAAGACGAUUAUGUGAAGCAAGGUGGGCAUACAGUCAGUUGCCUGACCCAGACAGCCGAGCCAAUGACAUCACAGGCCAGACAAUCUCGACGUAUCUUGACGACGCGCUGAAAGUUUCGUCAAUCGCAUCGGCAACGAAGACACUGUACGACUCGAUCAAAGACGGCACGAUCGCACAACUGACGAUUCAUGAGUUUCAUUUGGAACUGCAGCUUCCGCCACACCUGGACAGGCUGCUGCACAACGAGGAUGGACUGGAAAAUGACUGCGCUGACCGCGAGGGCGAGGACGAAGACGAGUACGGGGCGGCGGCAUGGGGUCCUGAGAUGAGUUUUG